This is a messenger RNA of Arabis nemorensis, 579 nucleotides long. Lineage: Eukaryota; Viridiplantae; Streptophyta; Magnoliopsida; Brassicales; Brassicaceae. The record is from the annotation of a GenBank genome assembly.
AUGGCAGCUACAUCUCUUUCAAUCACAAGCUCAAUCCUUUCCUCAUCUCAUUCCUCCGCAAAUCAUCACUUCCUUUCCCGACCAUUCGCAAUCCAAUUUCCCUUUCGCUUUAUUGCAUCUUCCUCAACUCUCAGCCACCGUGCGAUCCACCUUCCUCCCAUAUCCGCCGUCAAAACUCCGAAAAAAAUCAAAAAGAUUGGUUCCGAGAUCACUUCUCUGACCCUCGAAGAAGCUCGCGUCCUUGUCGAGUACGUCCACGACAAGUUCGGUGUUUCUUUGGUCUUUUCAGCGACACCUACAGCGACAGCUAUCGCUCCUCUUGGCGGUGAGGCUUCUUCUGAGGCGGCUUCUGUUGUGGAGAAGCAGACCAAAUUCGAUGUGGUUAUCAACCAAGUCCCAUCGAAUACGCGUAUUUCAGUGAUUAAAGCGAUUAGGGCUAUGACUAGCUUGUCAUUGAAAGAGGCGAAAGAGUUUAUUGAAGAACAUCCAAAGACGUUUAAGGAAGGCGUAACGAAAGAUGAAGCAGAAGAAACUAAGAAACAACUCGAAGAAGCUGGCGCUGAGGUUUCCAUUGUUUAA